AUGUGUGUGUGUGUAUGUGUUAAUAUUCAUAUCUAUCUAUCUAUCUAUCUAUCUCCUUUCUGUUCAUCUAUCUAUCUAUCUCCUUUCUGUUCAUCUAUCUAUCUAUCUAUCUAUCUAUCUAUCUAUCUAUCUAUCUAUCUAUCUAUCUAUCUAUCUCCAUCUCUUCUAUUCAUAUCUAUCUAUCUAUCUAUCUAUCUCAAUUUAUCUUCCUUCCUUCCUUCCUUCCUUCCUUCCUUUUUCAUUUCAAUCUUGUUUAUUCCAUUUCUUCUCUGUUCCAUUUUCUUUCUUUCUUUUCUUUGCUUUUUCUUUUAUCUUUCAUUUCCGUACUAUCCUGCUUUCUUCUUCUUCUUCUUCUUCUUCUUCUUCUUCUUCUUCUUCUUCUUUUCUUCUUCUUCCCUCUCCUCCUCCUCUACGCUAUCUCGUUCUUUUUUUCUUUCUCUUUACGCAGUAUGUAUAUGCUUUUCAUUCUGCUUUCCUUGUUCCUCUUUUCGUUAUUCUCUUACUCCAUUGUCAUCUCUUUCAUCCUUCCUUUUCGUCCUUUUCUUAAUGAAGUUCUCUGUCUCUAUUAUACAGGUUUCCUUUCUUUCUUUCUUUCUUUCUUUAUUUAUUUAUUUAUUUUACGUGUUUCCUUUUUUUACACGUUUUACUUCUCUAAACUUCAUUUCUUCUAUUGUAAGACUCAUUUUUUAUAGAGCAGUUACUCUUCCUGUAUUUAUACUGACACUUCUAAAAUAUUAUACGUCUUGA
Acanthosepion pharaonis is the source of this 747-nucleotide messenger RNA. The record is from the annotation of a GenBank genome assembly. Lineage: Eukaryota; Metazoa; Mollusca; Cephalopoda; Sepiida; Sepiidae.